This is a messenger RNA of Strigops habroptila (Kakapo), 8677 nucleotides long. RefSeq names its product vasoactive intestinal peptide receptor 1 (gene VIPR1). The transcript has 13 exons. Gene Ontology annotation, molecular function: G protein-coupled peptide receptor activity; peptide hormone binding; vasoactive intestinal polypeptide receptor activity. The coding region runs from base 98 to 1438 and encodes 446 amino acids. NCBI's taxonomy places the organism in Eukaryota, Metazoa, Chordata, Aves, Psittaciformes, Psittacidae. Gene Ontology annotation, cellular component: plasma membrane. Gene Ontology annotation, biological process: adenylate cyclase-modulating G protein-coupled receptor signaling pathway; cell surface receptor signaling pathway. The record is from RefSeq and is a predicted model, not a curated record.
UGCGCGCAGCCCAGUGUCGGGAGCGCAGCGCAGUGCCGGCCGCAGCGCUGGGAGCUGCUGGAGCGCGGUGCCCCCGGCCUGGCCCGGCGCGGCCAGCAUGGAGCCCCCGGUCCUGGGCGUCGUGGUGCCACUGCUCGGCUGGCUCCUCUCCCCGGUGUCCAGCACACGACCAGAGUGCAGCAUCAUGCAGGAGAUUGAAGAGGAGCGCAGCCAGUGCUUGGCAGACCUUAUUGGGGAUAACCAGACUUCAGGUUGCAGAAGGCAAUGGGACAACAUCACGUGCUGGCCUGAAGCGGAGGUGGGAGAAGUUGUGGUACGGCCAUGCCCAAAGUACUUCAGAUUCCUCACGACUUUUCUUGGAAACGUGACCAGGAAUUGUACAAGCCAGGGCUGGACAGAUGUGUACCCUGCGCCAUAUGCCAUAGCUUGUGGAUAUGAUUCCAACAGCACUCCAGGGGAAGAGCAAACGGCAUUCUAUGGCACUGUCAAGACCGGCUACACCAUUGGACAUACCUUAUCGCUCAUUGCUCUCACAGCUGCUAUGAUCAUUUUAUGUCUCUUCAGAAAGCUACACUGUACUCGAAAUUAUAUUCAUAUGCACCUCUUCAUGUCCUUUAUAAUGAGAGCCAUCGCAGUCUUCAUAAAAGAUGUCAUCCUAUUUGAAAGUGGAGAAUCUGAACACUGCUUUGUGAGUUCAGUAGGCUGCAAAGCCAUGAUGGUUUUCUUCCAGUACUGCGUCAUGGCCAACUUCUUCUGGCUCCUGGUGGAGGGGCUGUAUCUUCACACCCUGUUGGUCAUCUCCUUCUUUUCAGAGAGGAAGUACUUUUGGUGGUACAUCUUGAUUGGCUGGGGUGCCCCCUCCGUGUUCAUCACUGCUUGGACAAUUGUCAGGAUUUACUUUUUCGAUGUUGGGUGCUGGGAGGAAAUAGUGGAAUCCCCAUUCUGGUGGAUCAUUAAAACUCCUAUUUUGGUGUCUAUUUUGGUGAACUUCAUUCUCUUCAUUUGCAUCAUCCGUAUCCUAGUCCAGAAGCUGCAUUCCCCAGAUGUUGGACACAAUGAGACCAGCCAAUACUCGAGGCUGGCCAAGUCCACCUUGCUGCUGAUCCCUCUCUUUGGCAUUCACUACAUCAUGUUUGCUUUCUUCCCUGACAAUUUCAAAGCAGAAGUUAAGCUGGUGUUUGAGCUCGUGGUUGGGUCAUUCCAGGGAUUUGUGGUGGCUGUUCUGUACUGUUUUCUCAACGGAGAGGUCCAAGCUGAGCUCAAGCGAAAGUGGCGGAGGUGGCAUCUGGAGCGGUUCCUGGGCUCAGACAUGAAGUAUCACCACCCUUCCCUAGGCAGCAAUGGCACCAACUUCAGCACCCAGAUCUCCAUGCUGACCAAGUGCUCACCAAAGACACGCCGGUGCUCUGGCUUUCAGGCCGAAUUCUCUCUGGUGUGAUGGAGAGAUCCUCUCCAAGAACUGAGCAUCCAAGUGACAAACAAAGGCAGAAGAAUCACCCAGAAAUCAGUGAUACGAUGACAAAUCCUAGUGAAUUGACAUGCUCCACAUGAGCCAACAGAGGACACAAAACUGGAAGAGCCACUGGCAUCCAGAACAAGAUCAGACAAGCCAGGAGGGAGAGAAAUACUGUUCCUUUCCCUCUUUUCAGACCUUUCACUCUUAAGUUUCAAGUCCUCAGGGUUGAUAACUAUAAGUAAAGGUCCCAGCAACCUGAGGAGAGCCUGGGAGAUCCUGAACUGUCAUAAACAAUGAAGUAUGGGUUGUAAGGGAGGGGAGAGCCUGAGUCCUUGGUGGCUUUACCAGAACUGGCAUCUCUGAAACAGAUAAAUUGCACUUUUUAAAAAAUGAGCCAGUAAAGGAGAGAAGGAGGCAAGAAUCAGGGGCGGGGGGGAAGCCAAACAUACGAAUGUUCCAAAAGUCCCGUUGAUAAGAGGUGGAGAUAAGGUACUGGAAACAGAGUCAGAGACAUGGGGAGAAGGAAGAAACAGGAGGAACAUGAGCAGGAAUGGGAGAGGCCAGUGCACAAUGCUUGCCUCUGGAUUGUACACAUGUAAACAUGAAGCUGCAGCACCAGGAAAGCCCCUCAGAGGAUGCCACAGUGCUGCAGUGUGUGUUCUGCUAAUUGCCCACCAUUCUUCUUAGCAAAAGCUCUCUAAGCACCCUUGGGUGCCCUCUGGAAAAAGCAGGUCGCUGAGAAGGAGCAGAGUGAAUGCCCUUCUCUGCACUACAUUCAUGACAUCGUGUUUUGUUUGGUUGUUUUCAAUGAACAGGAAACUCAAUUUGCAUAUAUAAAAUCCAGGUACAGAUACCAGAAGCAGAGCACGGCUGCGUUUUUCAUUCUUUUGGAGUUCACCCAUAGAUCUUGGUGCAUUAACACACCCAGGGUCACAAGGGAUCAGGGGAAAACAAUUGGUCUGUAAUUCAUUUGCACUUGCUUACCACACACUGCCAGGGAAGGGAGAUGUAGAACCCUGUAAUCCUUAAUUGAAUCAGACCUGCCGCUCUCCAGAUGAAAAUAUUAGCAUCACAGCAGCAAACAAAAUUGCUUUCAUCAGAGCAAGUUCGUCUCAGCACAUAACUGGCACUCCGGGAGUCAGGAAGGAGUGAAGGAGCUAUUAAAUUGAUUUCUUCUUUGGCUUUUGAGGGGAGCUUUCAUCCUGUGAUGAAGGUAUUGUUAGAUCUUUAAGACGUGCAUGUGUGUUUUGCCUCUCUUCUGGAGGCCAAUUAAUGUCCCUAUAGGGGCAAUCCCUGUUUGAAGAACGUGCAUGGACCUGUUGAAACCAAGGGAAUAGUUAUUUUUCAGUUUUUCUUUUCUUGGUGGAGGGGCGAAGGAGAGACAUUGCAUUUGAGACAACCCCCACAAUCCCAAACCCAGUCAGAAGACAGACAACACACAGACACUGAUGCCCGUGUUUGUGUUCCACCCAACUGCAUCAAAGGGGGUUGCACCAGUUUUACACUGAUGGUGGGAAAUCCCUGUCCAGCUUUUGUGUACACUUAGUAAUUGGGCUGUCAUCUUACUAUAACAUGUCCUCGUGAAGGAGAUUCUGGGUUACCAAUGCACGUACACGGAGAGGAACGUGGGCUUCUCUUUCAGGGUUCAGAGAUCUCAACUCAUCUACCAAGUGCUAACAGCACCUGAACUUCUUUUUCUUCAUAAUGAAAUGUAGUUCACUGAAGGGAAGCAUCUUAAACUUGGUGGGUUUGGGAUUUGUUUUGCUUGCCUUAACCAUCUGUGCUUCACUGCCAACAAACCACACUGAGCCCAGGAGCAGAGUUUCAGGCUUGGACAUCCAGUUCCUUUCUCAGUUCUCAUGGGGUGGUUAUUCCAUGCCAUAAUCCUCCCUAGAGCUAUGCCUGUCACCGUCUGAGUUCAAUGCUUCCAAAGAAUUUCUCCACAUGUGAGACUGAGAACAGCAUAGAGGGCUGAAGUCGGUAAGGGCAUGAAAUACUCCGAUACAACUGCUGUGAAGGGUAGACAUAGCAGUCAUGAAUUUUCAGUGAGCUAGAUCAGAUUCUGUCACAGUGCAUCUGUGGCUACCCAGCCCUCAAAACCUAGAAGGAUCAGUAGAUACUGUGAAGAUAGUCAUAAUGGUCUCAAUGGUCCUGGAAUUAAAGAGCUAAUGAGACCCCAGGCUAGCUAGAUGCAAACCGUCUUGGUUAUGGCUAUGUUACACUGAAACCGUAUCAGCAGUUAGAAUCCAGUAUGGAUGUGCCAUAAGAUCAUCAAAAUCCUCUUUUUGCAGAUCUCUAAUUCCAGAGGAACCAAGAGGAUGCUUAAAGUUCCCUCAUGUUGCUUUCAUUGAAGCCGUUAUGCCCUGACACCCCAGGAACAAGGUACACAUUGAAAUCUCCAUGAGGUUCUCAGAUGCAAGGACUCUCUCUGUGUUUGGUGCUAGUGCUGCUCUGGUGUGUGCCUUCACACCUGGAUUAGGACUCACACAGAAGAUGCUGGAGAUUCUUCUGUGCCUGGUUCGAAGCAAGGAUUUGACAUAGUGCUAUGUUUCACCGGGUGAGUGGCUAGCUGCAAGGAAGUUUCCAAGUGGUUCUACGCAUGUGAAAUGCUUCCUCUCACUGGUUCAGAUUUUGGAAGCAGUGAUAGUCUGUGAGAGAUUCGAUUCAUCAGGCUGCAAAGUCAUUCGCGCUCUUUAUCUGUCAUGGUAGCUAUUUACACCCAACAAAAUUGGUGGGCUGCACAGGAGCACUGCCCAAUGUUGUUAAUGCAUCCACUGAGGUGCCUAAGGUGUGAACUUGGAUCCCAGGUACCAGACAACCAGAGGAGGAGUUUGAGCACAGACCUGUUGAGCAUAAGUAAUGCACCAUUGCCAGCAACCUUCUUUGUGAGAUGUAGGGAAACCCAUUUUUUUUAGGCAGCCUUGCUUGGGUAGAAGGUCCAUGUCUGUGAGUCCUGAGCAGUGAGACACAUUGUGCAUUUUCCUUCUGCUUUUCACCUUCCUUUUUCUCUCCCUGUGCUUAUAACAUUUGCAGGAUGACCUGCUUUGUAUUUACAGCUUCUCUUCAGUUUAAGACCCGUGCUAAUCUGUGCCAGCUUCAACCAUAGGCCAAAGGCAGCAAGAAUGGGCUUGCCUUUUAGAGACACGACAGGGAAAAAUUCCAGUGGUUAUUCACCCAUGCCACAGGGCCUUCUGCAGCCCAUGAGAUUUACCAUCAGGCUAUUCUUCACUGGAGCCUGAAGAUAGGAUGUGAUCUAAACUGAGGGACUCUUUCAAAAAAUGUUGACUACAUCCUACGUGCAAUUAUUUCAUCACUGAACAUCCAGCCACAUCAUUAUGCUGUCAACGGUGUUUGAGAGGCUAAAUGAAUGUGCUGAAUAUACCUGCUACAACAGGCAUGGCAAUACUAGUGAUACAGGCAGUGCGGAGCUGCCAGCCCAGCUGCGUUGGCCUCGUAUUUCAAGAGAGCAGAGGAGUCAUCGGUUAAAUCAGAGCUUUUCACUCUGGGGAUACGAACAAUGAAGUGAACAAUGGCAUUCAGAUAAGGGCCUCUUUUAACUGGCAUAGUGCAGGAAUUUGGCCCAAUAACUUCCUAUAGAAUGAAUCAUAGAAUGGUUUAAGUUGGAAGGGACCUUAAAGCUCAUGCGGUUCCUCCCCUGCUGCCACAGGCAGGGACACCUUCCACUAGAGCAGGUUGCUCCAAGCCCCGUCCAACCUGGCCUUGAACACUGCCAGGGAUGGGGCAGCCACAGCUUCUCUGGGCAACCUGUGCCAGUGCUUCACCACCCUCAUGGUCAAGAACUUGUUCCUAGUAUCUAAACUAAAUCUCUCCUCUGUCAGUUUAAAGCCAUUUCCCCUUGUCCUGCCCAUUUCCCCUUGUCCUGCCCCUACCUGCCCUUGUCAAAAGCCCCUCUCCAGCUUUCUUGUCAGCCCCUUUAGGCACUGGAAGCUGCUCUAAGGUCUCCCUAGAGCCUUCUUGAGGCUGAACAAUCCCAGCUCUCUCAGACUGUCUCCAUAGCAGAGGUGCUCCAGCCCUCGGAGCGUCUUGGUGGCCUCCUCUGGACUUGUUCCAACAGAUCCACAUCUGCUUAUGUUGGGUGGGAGACUUCAUAUGUUGAGUUGCUCCUUUCCUCUGUUUUUCCUCCAACUUAAAACUAGAAUAGAGUUCAGAGACCUCACUGCAGCCCCAAACAACAAUCCCGACUGCAUUGUCCUGAACUCCCAAAGAAUACACAAUGCAGUUCUCAGGACUGCCACUGUUCCUCACAAAGCACCAGCCUGACCCCUUCAACUCUGGUGUAAGGUGGAGUCACUGGAGAAUGACUCCAGUGAAGGCAUCUGCAUUAAUUUACUACAAAAUAAGAUUAAGAGGCAUACCUGGAUGUGGCAGGCUUUUAGAUACGUUUGAGGAUCAUUAAUUUGGACUCCCAAACUCCUUAGAGAAAUCAGGCUAUAUUCUGGCCCGUGUGCACCAAAAUCAGUUAAUGACUCCUGAGGUUCGUCAGCAUUAAACUGGAAUUUACCUUCAGAAUAAUCCCUUUAUCUUCAGCUUGGAACUGUUUACUUCUUUUUUAUACCCAUGAGAGAUCAAACCCCUCCUGUUAAUUAGUCACUAUAUAUUUCAGUGAUUAAACUAUUAAACAAUUAGUAAUAAAUAUGGAAUAAUUAAAAUAUUUUAAAAAAAUUAUUAUCACAAAAUCUAGAGGUACAAGAUUCAAUGCUAACAUUAGACUAUAGAUAUUUCAAUUCAGCAGGGAUCUAUAUUGCUCUGUGGUCCUCUCAUAAGCAAAAAGAAAUGAGAACAUGACCAUGUUUAGACUUCAAAAAAGAGCAGUAAAGAAAUUCUAGGCUGUUGCAGAAUUUCAGGGCAGUAACUUGAAACUAUUUUUUAAAACCAGAAAUCUAUAUACAUCAUUACAGCAGUUAAUCCAAAGAAGCCCAAGAGAGAGAACAUCUGAAUAUUUUAUUUUAUUUUAUUUUAUUUUAUUUUAUUUUAUUUUAUUUUAUUUUAUUUUAUUUUAAUUUCUUUUUAUUUUUCUUUUCAUUUCAUUUCUUUUUUUUUGCCCAGGAAGCAGUUUUGCUUUUCUCAAGGAAGGUAUUUGUUAAUGGAGAAAAAAUGUUUUUUACAUUAACUAAUCAGCAGAUUUAUUUCUUUCCUAAUAUUCCACUUGGUUCCCGUUCAGCUCAGAAGCAAAAAGAGGCAGCGUGGUGUCUGUGUCACAGGGCUAUGCAAGCAAAUGAAUUAAAACCAAAUCUCAGCUCUAGGGAGAGAUGCACCUGCUGGUUAUCAGAGGGCUGCCAGUUUUUAAAAAGCAGAAUGAAGUUCCAAAGAAAGCCCAGGAGUGAAUAUCACUUGGCUCCAUAGCAAGGAUUAAAGGGGCAAGGAUUAAAGGGCUUUGAUGAGGUUAUUUUGUCUCCGUUUCUUCCACCUUCACCACAGUGUUUAAACAAGAUAAAACCCAGCAGGUUUUCAGACUAAAAGCAACUCUCUCAAACUUCAAAAUGCCAGUGCGUGUCUUUGUGAAGCUUAUUUUAUUCUGUUUGCGCAAGUUCAACUUGGUUUGAUAAAUGGUCUAUGGAAAUAUAUGUUGGGUCAGAAGCAAGGAGGCUGAGAAGCAAUGUUUAAUCAUAGAAUCACAGACUGCUUUGGGUUGGAAGGGACCUUAAAGCUCCUCUAGUUCCAACCCCCCUGCCAUGAAUAGGGACACCUUCCACCUGACCAGGUUGCUCAAAGCCCCGUCCAGCCUGACCCUGAACACUGCCAGCGAUGAUCUGUGGAAGAUGAACCUAAAUUUAACGCCAAAGCCCAUGUAAAACAUGCUUUCUCCUCUCCACGUCCCAGACCCUCUGCUUUCACAUAGGGCAUUCAGCCUAAGAAAGGAUCUUGACUGGGGUGUUGGCACAGCCCAGGAACAGCCUUGUGCAUCCUCCUGAGGCAUCUCUGCACCAAUGAAUGUGCCAUAGUCUUGGAGACAAGGACUGCAGUCCUGGGGUCCCGGACUUGCACUGCAACUUUGCACUUUCCACACCCCGAUGCUUAUGGGGGCAAGGACCAUAUGCUUCUUGAUUGUAGACAACCCUUGAAGAGCAAGAGACCAAACUCUUGACCUCAUAUAUACUCAUAUUAAUCUGGAAUGACUCUGCUGCUAUCAUUCUGAAACCAAACUGUUGUAAUAGGGAAAAUAAUUAAGUCCGAGACUGGUAUGUGGAGUCAGAUGUCCCAAAAGCAGAGAUUUCAAUCCAUUUUCUUUCAGUCAGUCAACUUUUCACCCCACCUCCAAACCCAGCAUUUACAUACCAGUCUGAUGAGGUAUAAUUACAAUGACUGAUCUUGUUAUUUCCCCUGGAGACCUGUCUAGUUGUAAACUACGGCUUUUACGAAUUAGGAUCUUUCCAGGCCCGUGGAUCAUCUCUUCCAACUCCUACUGCCUGAACAUCCUAACUCCUUGUUUGCUUGCAUGGUAUUGCGCUGUAUACUGAAGAACUCUUGAGUUUGAAAUCCUGGUUAUUUCUAGCAUACUGUGAAAUCACAGGGAAAAAGACAAACAUUGGGACUGGAAACUUCGUGACAGGUCUGUACAGAAAACAACAUCGAUUUGGGUACUGAGGGCCAUGCCUUUAGGACACAUGAAUUGGCAUCAGCAGAGCACUAGUGUUUUAUACCCCGGUUUUGUGGAUAUUGUAAAUUUGUACAUAGAGGAAAUCUGAAUAGGAUAUAAAAAAGAAAAAAAUUUUGAUACUUUGAUAAUGAUAAGCUCAAAAAGGCACUUUUGAAUUCAAAGGCGCAUUUUUCAGACUCUGUUUCAGACACCUCAAGUUGUUGUUCAGUAGCUGGUGCCAACUGACUUCUCUCACUGAAACUAAGCACCUCUGCUCUGCCCUCCUGUAAAUAGGCUUUGACAGCAAAGAGUGAGGAAAACUGGCUGUGAACAGAGAAUCACUGUCUCUGUGGACUUUUAUGUACCAAGGUGCUUGUGAUGUAUUCUUCAUGCCAGUGAGAGCAGGCCUGCUUGCUCAGCACAGGUGAAAUUUCUGCCUUGUUUCAUGGCCUUUUGACCAAUGUUAUUUAUUUGGUUCUGAAUCUGUACAUAUGCAAUGAACUGGCUAUUUUUUUCUUUGUACUUGGUUCAUCUCCUUGCUUCAGAGGAAGUUCUCCUCUGUGGUUGACACUGCUGAAAACAAGCAAUAAAACCAUCAUGAAGACAUUGUGUCUAAGAUGUUA